AUGAUGCUUACUCUAAGGAGGGUAACAGCAAUAGGGUGCUGUGGAUCACCGUUGGUUGUUUCGCAUCGUCAUCUUUCUGUUCGCACAGAGGACUUCUUCAGUAAAGAGGCCAUGAGCCAUGCACGACGUGUUAGUUGGGCACCACACACAACAGAGAAAAAACAGGGUGCAUUUGCAAAGUUGGCACGAUCCAACUUUGGAGAUCCAAAACAAGGUGAAUACACGCAGGAACCGUUUUUUGAAGAGGCAAUAGAGGCUCAUCGCCUUUACCAUAGACCAGACGUGUACAUUUACAAGUAUAACGUUUCUCCUACUCACAUGUCUCUUCGAGAGUAG
This is a messenger RNA of Trypanosoma theileri, 336 nucleotides long. RefSeq lists its product as uncharacterized. NCBI's taxonomy places the organism in Eukaryota, Euglenozoa, Kinetoplastea, Trypanosomatida, Trypanosomatidae. The transcript has a single exon. The record is from RefSeq and is a predicted model, not a curated record. Bases 1 to 336 code for a protein of 111 amino acids.